Molecule: messenger RNA, 2805 nt
Organism: Cannabis sativa
Lineage: Eukaryota; Viridiplantae; Streptophyta; Magnoliopsida; Rosales; Cannabaceae
Product: G-type lectin S-receptor-like serine/threonine-protein kinase LECRK3
Exons: 1
Coding region: 243-2627 (794 amino acids)
Biological process (GO): recognition of pollen; protein phosphorylation
Molecular function (GO): ATP binding; protein serine/threonine kinase activity
Source: RefSeq, a predicted model, not a curated record
AACAUAUAUUCAUUUUCCGUAAAUUAUAACGAAGAUAACAGCUGCUGAUUAUUUUGACAUUUUCUUUGAUAACACUUAAACAAAACAUAAUAAAUCUUUUUAGAAUAAUAACACAACUUUUCUUUUGACUUGAAUUUUCUUUACAAAUAUAAUAUUCCUAUAAAUUAACGAGCUACGUUCUUGCCAAUCACAUACAUAAUUAGCUUAAACCAAUUUCUCUACAAACCAAACACUUGUUCAUUAUGGCUGCGAAUCCAUUAACAGUUUUGUUCCUUCUUCUAAUCACUCAAAUAUUAUUAUUCAUCAUCUCAACUGCUCAACAAAAUAAUACCACCAAAAUGAUCAGUCUUGACUCUUCAAUCUCUCCUUCAACCAAUAACUCAUAUUGGCUAUCAAAUUCAGGCCAAUUUGCAUUUGGUUUCUACAAACAAGGGAAUGGCUUUGCCAUUGGAAUCUGGUUUGACAAGAUAAAGGAGAAGACAGUCAUAUGGACAGCAAACCGGGAUCAACAGCAGCCACUCCCACAGAGCACAACACUUGUUUUGAAUGAUUUCGCCAACUUUGUUUCCCCUGAUCAGCCUGCUGCCUCAGCUUCACUGCUCGAUUCGGGUAAUUUUGUCCUUUACAACUCAGAUUCAGAGGCCAUAUGGCAGAGUUUUGAGAAUCCAACAGAUACCCUUUUGUCAGGGCAGAUUUUGGAAACAGGAAAAGAGCUUGUCUCAGCUGUCUCCGUGUCAAAUCACUCCUCCGGAGAAUUUCAACUUAUCAUGCAGACUGAUGGUGUUUUGGUUCUAUACCCUGCAAUCAAAGAUCACUUAGAAUAUCAUGCUUACUGGGACACCGGAACUUAUUGGAAAGUACCACCAAAAAUUAGUCUGAGUCUUCGUCCCAAUGGCCAAUUAGAGCUACUCAACUCUACAAGCAAAGCUAGUGUAUACACACUUCACCCUGCAAAUUGGAUACACCCCAUGAACCAUGUUAGCUUUCGUCUAACAAUUGAUGUUGAUGGAAUAUUAAGAUUGUAUUCUCACAGCUUGGUUCAGGUCAAUAGCAGCUGGAAUGUCGAAUGGAAUUCGACUAACAAUAGGUGUGAUCCUACUGGAUUGUGUGGCAUGAAUGCAUAUUGUGUUCUUGAUCAAAAUCAACAACCCAAUUGUACAUGCCUUCCUGGUCUUGAUUUCAUUGAUCAAAGCCAGAAAAGAUUAGGCUGUGAAAGAAAGAGUAAGAUAGAUUAUUGCACAACUAAUUAUCAAUAUAAGGCUUCACUUGUGGAAUUUGAUAAGGUUUUGUGGGAAAACAACUCCUACUCUAUUGUACCAGAGAACAACAGGAUUGAUUGUGAACAAGAUUGCUUGAAUGAUUGUCAAUGCGAAAUUGCUAUGUAUAAAUCCAACACAUGCAGCAAACUAAGGUUGCCAUUGAGAUAUGCCAAACCGGAUCAGGGAAAUAGCGAUGUAAUGACCAUGGUCAAAGUGCUCAAUCAAAGUUCUGAGGCAACCACAACAUGGGUGACGAAUGGAAGAAGUGAACGAGUUCGAAAUAGAUUCCUUAUCAGCAGUGUUGUGUGCAUUGUAUUUUCUUUCAUUUUCCUAUUACUUUCUAUGUUUCUAUGUUGCAGAAGCAAUUUCUACUCUCAUACAAUAGUUUAUAGAGAAUCCAAUAGACAGAUAUUGAAGGUAGAUGAAGUACUAACUGUUCGAUCAUUUACAUUCAACGAGCUUGAAAUAGCUACAAAUUUCUUCAUGGAACCAUUGGGAAAGGGUUCUUUUGGAACGGUCUUUAAAGGAACCUUAAGAUUUCCAGAUGGGGAAAGAGCCAUUGCUGUCAAAAGGCUCGAGAAAGUUGCAGUCGAAGGAGAGGUGGAAUUCUUAAAUGAAAUGAGAUCCAUUGGUAGAACUCACCACAAAAAUCUGGUUCGUCUUCUUGGUUAUUGCCAUGAAAAUUCAAACAGGCUUCUAGUCUAUGAUUACAUGAGCCAUGGAUCAUUAUCAAACUUUCUCUUCAAAUCAGAGACAAAACCACAUUGGAAUGACAGAGUGAAAAUAGCUUUGGGCAUUGCUCGCGGCAUCUUAUAUCUGCAUGAAGAUUGCGAGAAUAAGAUCAUUCAUUGUGACAUAAAUCCCAACAACAUAUUGAUCGAUGAGAAUUGUGAUGCCAAAAUUGCAGAUUUUGGAUUGGCAAAGCUACUGAUGCCAGAUCAAACAAGGACACACACCGGGAUUAGAGGAACGAGGGGGUUCGUGGGUCCAGAGUGGCACAAGGGCCAGCCUAUUACAACCAAAGCUGAUGUUUACAGCUUUGGAAUUGUUCUUUUGGUGAUCAUAUGUUGUCGUCCAAGUGUUGAUGUUAGUGUUCCUGAAAAAGAAGCCAUCUUAGUCAAUUGGGUUUACGAGUGUUUCAUGAAUAAUAAUUCGAAAAGUCUAAUGAUUAAUGAAGAAGUGAACGAGGAAGAGUUUGACAGAUUGUUGAAGAUUGGGAUUUGGUGUAUACAAGAAGAGCCAACAAUUCGUCCUCCUAUGAAGAAAGUAGUGGCCAUGCUGGAAGGAACUCUAGCUAUUCCAAUUCCUCCAUGCAUAGUUUCUUGCAAUGAUUCCUACUCGUAUUUCUUAGAUAUAGUUCAUGCUUAAAUUUGUUUAUAAUGUUGUCAUUGUGCUUUCUUUUUCUAAGAAAGGAAUUAUAUUUGUAGUUUGAUUUCUUUCUUUUUCAUUCUGUGAAGUAAUGAAAGAAAAUGGUAAGAUUUGAGAAUGUGAUGUAGGCAUGAUACAAGUUUAAUUAAUUUGAUGCUGCCUGUUAUAUUGUUCCUAA